Messenger RNA from Globicephala melas (long-finned pilot whale), 387 nucleotides. Its product is annotated as C-C motif chemokine 3-like. The record is from RefSeq and is a predicted model, not a curated record. Gene Ontology annotation, cellular component: extracellular region. Gene Ontology annotation, molecular function: chemokine activity. Lineage: Eukaryota; Metazoa; Chordata; Mammalia; Artiodactyla; Delphinidae. Gene Ontology annotation, biological process: immune response; eosinophil chemotaxis.
AUGGAGGUCCCCGGGGCCACCCUGGCUGUCCCGCUCCUCUCCGCAGCCCCCCGUGAGUCUGUCCUCCCUUUCUUUUGCGCUGUCCCCUGCCGCCCCCUCUCCCCACUCUCUGGCCACGGCUUGGGCCACAGUGCCAAAAUCUUGUGCCCGAGCCCUGAUCAAUCUGUCCUGUUUCUCACGGUUGGUGCCAACACCCCGACCGCCUGCUGCUUCUCCUACAUCUCCUGGCAGAUCCCGUGUAAAUUCAUGGAUGACUAUUAUGAGACCAGCCGCCAGUGCUCAAAGCCCAGUGUCAUCUUCCAAACCAAAAGAGGCCAGGAGGUCUGUGCCGACCCCAAUGAGGACAGAGUCCAGGAAUACAUCACUGACCUGGAGCUGAGUGCCUGA